AUGAAUCCAUCAUCCAUGGAGAGGUGCUGCCUGCUGCUCCUCUUCGUGGCGUUCCUCUGGCCGGCGGCCAGCGCGACGCCGUGCCACCCUGACGACCUCCGCGCGCUGCGGGGCUUCGCCGGGGAGCUCGGCGGCGGGGGAGCCCUCCGCACCGCAUGGUCCGGCGCAUCGUGCUGCGCCUGGGAAGGUGUGGGCUGCGACAGCGCCAGCGGCCGCGUCACGGUGCUGCGGCUCCCCUGGCGCGGCCUCGCGGGGCACAUCCCAGGAGCCUCCCUGGCGGGCCUCGUGUGGCUGGAGGAGCUCUUCCUCGGCUCGAACCAUUUCGAGGGCGUCAUCCCAGACGAGCUCUUCGGCCUCGUCAGGUUAAGGAAGCUCUCCCUCGCAUCCAACGAGCUCACCGGCGAGCUGAGCCCACGCCUCGGUGAGCUCACACACCUUACCUUGUUGGAUUUGUCCGCCAACCGCUUCUUCGGCCCCUUGCCGGACGUGUUCCGUGACCUCACGUCGCUAGAGCAUUUGGCCAUGCAUUCCAAUGGCUUCUCCGGCUUCUUGCCACCGUCUCUUUCAUCACUAUCUUCUCUCCAUGAGCUCAACCUCAGAAACAACUCCAUGUCCGGUCCGAUUGCUCGUGUUAGCUUCUCCGACAUGCCACUUCUUGCGUCGCUUGACUUUUCCACAAACUCCCUGACUGGGUGGCUCCCGGCUAGCCUCGCGAGCUGUGGUGAGCUCAAGUCGCUCAACCUUGCCAACAACAUAUUGGUCGGCACCAUCCCGUCGUGGAUUGGUGAGUUUGACAACCUUUGGUACUUGAAUCUCUCAAAUAAUUCAUUUGUUGGUGAGGUACCCAAGAGUUUGUUACGGCUCAAUGGCCUCGCCACCGCGGGUCGCUCAUCGGGUAUGGUUUUCAUUAACAUGCCCUCUUUCGUAAAUCACGAAAGAAGAGCACUCGAUGAACAACCAAAUACCAUAACUGGGACCAACAACACUGUCAGAUCUGGGCGCAACAACACCAUGUCUGGGAACGACAACAUUGUCAUGUCCGGAGACAGCAACACUGUGUCCGGGAGCUUCAACACCCUCGUAUGUGGAAACAACAAUAUUCUAAGUGGUGACCACCAUGUUGUAUCUGGGAGCAACCAUAUUGUAACUAACAGUUUCAAUAAAGUGACUGGGUGCACCAAUAACGUAUCUGGGAGCAACCAUACUGUAUCCGGGAGCAACAAUACCGUAACUGGGAGCAGCAAUACGGUAUCUGGGAACAACCAUGUCGUGUCUGGGAGCAACAGAGUCGUAACCGGAGAUUAA
Messenger RNA from Triticum turgidum subsp. durum (durum wheat), 1305 nucleotides. NCBI's taxonomy places the organism in Eukaryota, Viridiplantae, Streptophyta, Magnoliopsida, Poales, Poaceae. The record is from the annotation of a GenBank genome assembly.